AUGUCGAGCCUCGACGAUCGCGCGCGGUACCUCGAGGCGUGGCAGGACGUGCUGCUCGCCAAGGAGCGGGCCGUGCAGGCCCGCGAGAUCGCCGUCCAGGCGCGCGAGCAGACCGUGAGCUCGCGCGAGGCCGCCGUGCAGCUGCGCGAGUCGGCCGCGAGCUCGCCGCCGCCGGGCGGGUCGCCGGCGCGCCUGCGCCCCCCGUCGCCCGGCGGCGGCGCGACGCCCGGCCGCGAGACGCCGCCGACGCCGGGGACGCCCGGGAGCCGCGGGAGCCAGCCCGACCGCGUCGAUCGGCACCCGUCGCGCGAGGAGUUCGACCACUACGACCCGCGGGGCGAGGUCGAGCUCUACGCCGCGGCGCCGGGCCUCGUCAUCUCGCCGCCGGCGGCCGCCGCGCCGUCGGGCGCCGCCGCGCGGCUCCGGGGCCUCGGCGCGCCGCCGCCGCCGCCGCGCGCGGCGACGCCGCCGCCGGUCCUCGAGGCGCUGCCGGAGGACGACGUCGAGAUCGAGGAGGGCGAGGGCGCGCCGACGUCGGCCGUGCCGACGUCGCCGCAGACCAUCAUCGCGCCGCCGCCGCGGCCCAAGGUCCGCGGCCUCGCGAGGAAGAAGGCCGCGCCCAAGGCCGCGGCCGUGCCGCCGGCCGCCGCGCCCGCCGCGCCGGCGCCGCGGCGCGACCCGCUCGGCGUGCCGACGGGCCAGGCGAGCCCGCUGACGUCGAAGAUCCCGCGGCGGGCCAGGCCCCGCGCGGUGCCGACGCUCCGGCCGCCGCCGCGGCCCGCGCGGCCGCCGGCCGCGGCCGCGGCGCGGCCCGAGCGGCGCGACUCCGUCGAGGAGGACCUGGACUUCGACAAGUUCGCGAGCUCCGACGAGGACGACGACGGUGGCCAGAUCCUCCUGCCGCGGCCGUCGUCCGACGAGCCCCUCGACCUCCGCGACUUCGCCCGCUUCGCGUCCGACGACUCCGACUUCGAGGACGAGAAGCACUCGCCGCCGGCGCCCAAGGUCUUCCGGUCCCUCGUCGGCCACCUCGAGAACGGCACGCCGCUCACGCCGGAGCGGCCCGCGAGUCGGCCCGCGCCCGGCAAGUUCGACUCGCCCGCGCUCACCGAGGACGACGAGGAGGCCGCGGGCACCUUCAACGUGCGCCUCGGGCGCCGCGGCGGCCGCGCGCCGACGGUGGACCUCCGGCACGUCACGCCCUAG
This is a messenger RNA of Aureococcus anophagefferens, 1206 nucleotides long. RefSeq lists its product as hypothetical. The record is from RefSeq and is a predicted model, not a curated record. The coding region runs from base 1 to 1206 and encodes 401 amino acids. The transcript has a single exon. NCBI's taxonomy places the organism in Eukaryota, Pelagophyceae, Pelagomonadales, Pelagomonadaceae.